Messenger RNA from Bombyx mandarina (wild silkworm), 1771 nucleotides. It is a transcript of the gene Cht2, whose product is annotated as Chitinase 2. Gene Ontology annotation, molecular function: chitinase activity; chitin binding. Gene Ontology annotation, biological process: chitin catabolic process; carbohydrate metabolic process. Gene Ontology annotation, cellular component: extracellular region. The record is from RefSeq and is a predicted model, not a curated record. Lineage: Eukaryota; Metazoa; Arthropoda; Insecta; Lepidoptera; Bombycidae.
GACGUAGAUUUCAUACAGUUUGGUCGCCGUGGCGCAACGGCGUGGUUCUAAAUUCAAAAUACAUGUUCCUUCAACAUUUUUAAGUUGAUUUUCUAGUUUGUAUUGAAACAAAAUGGCGGUUGUGUUGUGUUUGUUGUUAAUUUUUGCUUUAAUGGCGCCGAGUUUGGACGGCCAGAUAUUGGGCGGGCCGAUGCAUGGAAAAGCGGUGGUCUGCUACGUCGCGAGCUGGGCAGCCUACAGGCCCAACGAUGGGCAGUUCACCCUGGAUAACCUGCAACCAGCGCUCUGCACCCAUUUGGUGUACUCGUUCGCCGGACUCAACGAAACCACAUUCACCAUUAAAAGCUUGGACCCAUGGCAAGAUUUAGAAAAGGAUUACGGCAAGGCCGGCUACAAACGUAUCGUGGCUUUGAAGGAACGCUACCCUCAUUUGAAGGUGACCAUAGCUAUAGGAGGCUGGAAUGAGGGUUCGGAACGUUAUUCCAAAAUGGCAUCCAGCCCAGAAACUAGAAAGACUUUUAUAAACAGCGUCAUGAUUUUUUUGAAUCAGUACAAGUUCGACGGCUUGGACCUUGAUUGGGAGUAUCCGAGCAAGAGGGGCGGAAAGCCGGAUGACAAGGCGAACUACGUAUCCCUUGUUAAGGAACUCAAAGAAGCUUUCGAGCCCAAAAGCUUGAUACUAACAGCAGCCCUUGGAGCUGGCAAGGAGACGAUGGAGUCAGCUUAUGACCUGAGCAAACUGAGUCGUUACUUAGAUUUGAUUCAUAUGAUGUGCUAUGAUUACCACGGAACCUGGGACGGAGUGGUCGGUCCGAACGCUCCAUUGAGGGGACUGGAUAAUGAAGACGUUCUAAGCGUGGAGUAUACAGUCAAAUACAUGAUCUCUCAAGGCGUGUCACCCUACAAGUUGGUCCUUGGACUCCCAAUGUACGGGCGCACGUUCGUGCUCAAUGACGCUUCAACGAAACGUCUUCAGUUCGGCGUCACUCCCGUGGAGAGUGCAGGAUUCAAAGGACCUUAUACAAGAGAAGCUGGUUUCAUGGGAUACAAUGAGAUCUGCGCAGAGGUUUCGAAUAAAUCAUCGCCGUGGGAGUACCACUGGCACGAGGGGAGCGCCACAGCAUACCUACGCGAUGGAGCCAGAGUCAUCUCCUACGAUGAUCCCAGAGCUAUAGCAGCUAAAGUGAAGUUCGCCGUAGAUAAUAACUUAGGCGGUCUCAUGGUCUGGAGUAUAGACACGGACGACUUCCGAGGUCACUGCGGAAUCGACGACAGGACCUUCAAGGACUUCACAGACCGCUACAACAGGAUGGUCAACGAUCCCUUACUUCAGGAGGCUUUGAAAACCUUGAAACUGGGCGACGAGGCCCGGAACCUCCACCGCGGCACGGCCUACUCCCUGACCGACGGCAGGCUGGAGCUCCGCCUGCCCCAGCCCCAACUCAGCAACUACCAGCUGAUGCAGACCGUCAACGCCGCGACCACCCUCGCUCUCGAGGAGAAGCGGAUCCUCGACGAAAUGUCACGCGUCAACAGAGACAACGAGAUAGUUCAAACUCUGAGCGGAUGCUCCCGACCGGAGCGGAGUCUGGCCUUGGUUAGCUUACUAAUAUAUAAGUUGUUCUUUUGAACUAGAGAAAGAGAGAGAGGGAGAACGGAGAGAUAGAAAGAAGGAAAACUUACGCACGAAUAAUUGUAAAUACAGACAUGUUCUGACAAAAACCGACUUAGAAAAAAAAAAUACUCCAAAACAAAUUAAUAUACACCAAAA